This is a messenger RNA of Striga asiatica, 2783 nucleotides long. NCBI's taxonomy places the organism in Eukaryota, Viridiplantae, Streptophyta, Magnoliopsida, Lamiales, Orobanchaceae. The record is from the annotation of a GenBank genome assembly.
AUGGCGAAGCCAGCAAAUAUCAUAUCCAUAGAUUGUGUCUAUACUGUGAGAACUUCGAAAAAAACCACCAAAAUGAGCUCGAAAACCAAGAAGAAAACCGUGGCCGAUAAUGGUGACACUGGCGAAGACUCUGUCCUAGCCACUAUGGUCAGCAAUGGCGAGGACCUCGGGCCCAUGGUCCGUCUCGCCUUCGAAACGGGCCGGCCCGAAUCCCUCCUCCACCAGCUCAAAGGCCUCGUCAAGAAAAAAGAAGUCGAAAUCGAGGAGCUCUGCAAGCUCCACUAUGAAGAAUUCAUAAUCGCAGUCGACGAGCUACGCGGCGUUCUAGUCGAUGCCGAAGAGCUCAAAUCCGAGCUUUCGAGCGAUAACUUCCGUUUACAGCAAGUCGGGACCUCUCUACUCUCCAAACUCGAGGAGCUUCUCGAAUCCUACUCGAUCAAGAACAACAUAACCGAAGCCAUUAAGAUGUCGAGAAACUGCGUUCAGAUCCUCGAUUUGUGUGUGAAGUGUAACGGGCACGUCUCGGAAGGCCGAUUCUACCCGGCCCUCAAAGCCGUCGAUCUCAUCGAGAAAAAUUACCUUCAGAAUAAUAAUAUUCCUGUCCGUGCUUUAAAGAUGCUCAUCGAAAAACAGAUACCCGUUUUAAAAUCCCACAUCAAGAAAAGGGUUUGCAGUGAAGUUAACGAGUGGCUCGUUCACAUAAGGAGUGACGCUAAGGAUAUCGGCCAAACCGCAAUCGGUUACGCAUCGGCUGCUCGCCAGCGCGAAGAAGACAUGCUGGCUCGUCAGAGAAAAGCCGAAGAGCAGAGCUGUUUGGGUCUCGAGGAUUUGAGCUACACGCUCGAUGUUGAAGAAAUUGACGAGAGCUCGGUUUUGAAAUUCGAUCUCACUCCCCUUUACCGAGCUUACCACAUUCACGACUGCCUCGGGAUACAAGACGAGUUUCGCGAUUAUUACUACAAUAACCGGUUUUUACAGCUGAAGUCCGAUUUGCAGAUCUCGUCCGCUCAGCCUUUUCUCGAGUCUCACCAGACGUUCUUAUCUCACAUUGCGGGGUAUUUUAUUGUCGAGGAUCGUGUCCUGAGGACAGCUGGCGGGCUCUUGUCCCCGACUGAGCUCGAAACCAUGUGGGAGACAGCUGUCGCGAAAGUCACCGCCGUUUUGGAAGAGCAGUUCUCGAACAUGGACUCUGCGAGUCAUCUUCUUUUAGUGAAAGAUUACGUGACGCUUUUCGGGUCGACUCUCAGACAGUACGGUUACGAGGUGGCGCCUAUUCUCGAAACCUUAAACAGUGGCCGGGACAAAUACCACGAGCUGCUUCUGUCCGAUUGUCGGCAGCAGAUAACCGAUAUUCUCGCUAACGACAAGUUCGAGCAGAUGGUGAUGAAGAAAGAAUCGGAUUAUCAGUCGAACGUGCUUUUAUUCCAUUUGCAGACUUCAGAUAUAAUGCCCGCUUUUCCGUAUAUAGCGCCGUUUUCGUCGAUGGUACCUGACAGCUGUCGAGUCGUGCGCUCGUUUAUCAAAGACUCGGUCAACUACCUUUCUCACGGAGCCCAGAUGAAUUAUUUCGAUUUCGUUCGGAAAUAUCUCGAUAAGCUCCUGAUCGAUGUUCUGAACGAGGUUAUACUUAAAAUAGUCCACAGCGGCAAAACGGGAGUCUCUCAAGCCAUGCAGAUAGCGGCUAAUAUUGCUGUUUUGGAAAAGGCGUGCGAUUAUUUCCUCCAGCACGCGGCGCAACAGUGUGGGAUUCCCGUUCGCUCGAUCGAUCGGCCGCAAAACGGAUUAACGGCUAAGAUCGUUCUGAAAACGUCGAGGGAUGAGGCGUAUCUCGCUCUCUUGAACCUGGUCAACUCGAAACUCGACGAGUUCAUGAAGUUGACCGAGAGCGUGAACUGGACUUCGGACGAGAUUUCUCAACACGGGAACGAGUACAUAAACGAGGUCAUCAUAUAUCUCGACACUGUCAUGUCGACAGCUCAGCAGAUCUUGCCACUCGACGCUUUGUAUAAAGUUGGGAGUGGGGCUUUGGAUCAUAUCUCGAAUACUAUAGUCGGGGCUUUUUUGAGCGACAGUGUUAAAAGGUUCAAUGUGACAGCUGUCACGAGCAUUAAUAACGAUUUGAAGGCUUUGGAGUCUUUCGCGGACGAGAGGUUUCACUCAACAGGUCUGAAUGAGGUUUAUAAAGAUGGGAGCUUUAGGGGCUGUUUGGUUGAGUCGAGGCAGUUGAUAAACCUUCUGAUGAGCAGUCAGCCGGAGAAUUUCAUGAAUCCAGUGAUAAGGCAGAAGAAUUAUUACGCGUUGGAUUAUAAGAAGGUUGCAAGUAUUUGCGAGAAGUUUAAGGACUCGGCUGAUGGGCUUUUCGGGAGCCUCUCGAACAGAGCUUCUAAGCAGAGCGCGAGGAAGAAGUCGUUGGAUAUGCUGAAGAAGCGGCUGAGGGACUUCAACUGAGAGGGGAGGUUCUAGAACUUUCUUAGACGAUUUUUAGAGUUUGAGUUUUUUCUUGCGUUGAUUUAGGUUUUUAUAUAAUUGUGUGGAUUGUUUGUUCUUCGUUUUAUGUUACUAUUCUUUAUCAGAGCGUACGUAGCUCCGCAUGGAUUUUUAUUCUUUCUCCAGCUAUUAGCUAAUAUCAAAUCUUUCUUCUUUUCUCGUUUGGGCUCGUUUUGGAUGAGCUUGUUUUCUCCAGAUAAUAUCAGUUGAUAGUCUAGUUUAAUCAAUUUUUACUUCCCAUAUUUUUUUUAAUAAUGGGAUUGUUUGUAAGAACUCAUCGAACAAGUAAUUCGCAG